UUAAUUAUAACUUUUUUUUCGUUAAGCUAUUAAAAUUCCCUUUAACCAUAAUGCAUUUAUUUAGUUAGAGCAAAUAUGUUCGGGUAAUAAGCUGAAUAAUUUCGAGUAAAAGUUCGACUGACACAUUAGAGCUGUCAGUGCUGGAUUGCUGCUGAAGGCCAUCCGCUGUGUAUGCAUGCGCCAGACCGCGGUUCAGUCGGCGACCCGCGCUAAAGCAGCGCGGGAGUGUGACAUUACACGUGACCGGAGAUUUUGCGUCCCCACCGCGACCAUCCCCUCCCCCCCACACACACACCUGCGACACAGCAGGACAGGGUCAGAGAGGAUGCUGUGAGUAAAGGCGCGAAGACGUCAACAUGUCUGAAGGACAGGACGAUAAAAGUGACAGAUACUCUGGAUGCACAGAAUUUGCAGUGGAUGAGGUGACAGCUUGUGCUAAAGAAGAGACAAAGCUUAACAAGAAAAUACUUGGUUAUGCUUCAGAAGAAUCUUCAUCAAGAUCAGAUAUCAGUGAGGAUGAUUACGUGCCAGAUACUGAAGAGUCUGACAGUAACACUUCAGAAAAAGUAGAGAGUUUAGUAAAAAAGAUAAGUAAUAAUAAGAAAAAGGUAAAGUCAACUUCAAAUGUUCCAGCAUGUAAAAAAAGACGUGCGUCUCCUUCACAAUCCUCUGCAUCUGACAAACAGGACAGUUCACUUCAAUCUUCUUCAUCAGGAGAACAUGAAGAAUCACAUUCACCCAAUAAUCUUAAUGUGAAUGUCAUGAUGCUCAAAAAAAAAAAAGAUGGAGCCAGACUAUAUAACAAAAAGUUUUACUGCCUUUUCUGCUUCAAACCAUUCAGUAAAAUCGCACGUCACCUAGAGUCUAAACAUAAAGAUAAGCCAGAGGUGGCAAGAGCGAUUGCUUUUCCGAAAGGCUCUAAAGAGCGAAAAAUACAGCUGAGUUUGUUAAGGAAUAAGGGGAACCGAUGUCAUAACGCUCAGGUACUCAGUGAAGGAAGAGGAACGGUGAUUCCUAAACAACAAUCCACUGCACCAGUAAAUGCAAGUGAUUAUUUGCACUGCAUUAACUGUUCAGCGUAUCUGAAGAGAAAAUCGCUAUGGCGGCAUAUGCAAAGAUGCCAGCUGAGCCAGAAAAUUAACAAAAUGAAACCAGGGAAAACUCGUGUUCAGUCACUUUGCUCAUAUGCUGAACCUGUUCCAGACAGUAUAAGUGAAAGGUUUUGGAAAAUGGUGCUUGAUAUGCAUGACGAUGAGAUAACCCAUGUUGUCCGCAAAGAGAAAAUCAUACUGAAAUUAGGGCAACAUCUCUUCAAUAAGCAUGGCCAUGAUGUUACAAAGCAUGAAUACAUCAGGCAAAAAAUGCGUGAAACUGGACGUCUUGUCCUCGAAGGGAAAAAAAAUGGUAAGCUGAAGGAGGUGUCUGAUUUCUUUAUUCCAGCUAAUUUCCCUUAUGUUAUUCAAGCAGUUCACAGUGUAGCUGGCUUGAACGAAGAGACAAGCACAUUUAAAACACCAUCUUUAGCACUGAAGUUAGGGCACAACCUCAAGAAGAUGGCCAGCAUUAUUGAGUGUGAUGCCAUGAUGGCAGAUGAUAAGAAUAGUCUUAGCAACGUGCAAGCCUUCAAGCAAAUAUGUGACACUAAAUGGAGUGAGUGUGUGUCAUCCCAGGCCCUUCGUAAUUUGAGUGAAGUUAAAUGGAACUGUCCACAGCUUCUUCCGUUUGCGGAAGAUGUGAAGAAAAUGCAUCAGUAUCUUGACUGCCAAAGUAAGGCAUAUCAAGCAAGACUUGAGGAAGAACAAAGUAUGAAGCACUGGGCAGAACUUGCCAAAGUCACGCUUUGUCAGGUGAUACUAUUUAAUCGAAGAAGGGAAGGAGAGGUGUCUAAGAUGUCACUUAAUUCGUUUACAUUAAGGGACACAUCCUCAACUCAUCCGGAUGUUGAGCUUGCUCUGUCCGAUCUAGAGAAGUCACUUUGUAGUCAUUUUCAAAGAAUCGAAGUCCGAGGAAAACGUGGCAGAAAAGUCCCCAUUUUACUCACUCCUGAUAUGGUCGUCUCAAUGGAGUUGUUGGUGAAGACUCGCCGCAGCUGUGAUGUGCCAGAUGAGAACGUCUUUAUGUUCGGAAGACCCCAAGCUCUCACUUUCUUCAGAGGAUCUGACGUAAUUCGUAACAUAGCAAAAAGCUGUGGAGCAAAGCACCCCGAGGCAUUGUCCUCCACCAAACUGCGAAAGCACAUGGCCACUAUGUCCAAGGUGCUAAACUUAAAAGAGAAUGAAAUGGAUAACCUCGCAGAUUUUUUAGGGCAUGACAUCAGGGUCCACAGGCAAUAUUACAGACUUCCUGAAGGCACAUUGCAGCUAGCAAAAAUUAGCAAAGUCUUGAUGGCCAUGGAACGAGGACAGCUUUCACAGUUUAAAGGACAGAAUUUGGAUGAAAUCCAGAUUGAUCCCCAAGAGAAACUUUUGCUGGACAGUGAUGGAUCCGAGUCUGAAAAUGAGAUUGAGUCAACUGGAAAUGGUGCCUCACCUUCAAAUUCAGCAGAGAAAUCAAAGAAGUCUGCUGAGGUUGGACAACACCAAGAACCAUCCAAAGGAGGCAAGAAUCCUAAAAAACUGCAGCCGACUAGCAAGGACUUGCCGGAACCGCACAGAACAAAGAGAUCUUCACAAAACGAGCGAAGAAGGUGGUCUGUGGAGGAGAUCAAGGCCGUGGAGAAGACAAUGAUGGAAUUCAUAAUGUCUGGAAAGGUUCCUGGUAAAGCCCAGUGCAUGAACUGUAUCGAAAGUUCCCCAGCAGCACUUCAAAGUAGAAGUUGGGAGGGGGUGAAAUUUUAUGUAAAAAAUCGCAUUGAUUCCCUAAAGAAAAAAUUGUGAAAGGUAAGGACCUUCAUCUAAUUAUUUUUUUUCGUGUUUGCCGGAAGAAAGAAAAUAUAUUACUUAAAAAAAUGUGAGAGGUAGGUGAAAGGGCCUUCACCACUGUUUUUUUUUCAUGAUUGUUGAAAGCAAGUUUGAUUUCGUUAAAGCAAAAAAAUGUAAAAGGGCCUUCACCAGUUUUGUCUUUGUUAAAGGCAACAUGUAUGUGAAUCUUGUUUAAGCAAACUCAACAUGCAUCUGCUUAAAGAGCAGUAUACUAAAACUUUCACGUUAAAAUUUAAAUAAAUGUUUAAAACACUAAAACACUUCCGAGUUGUAUUGAGUUUUUACAUUCUCGUAAAUUUGGCUAUGUCUCCGUUAAUUUUUAUGCGUAUCUCAGAAUAUCUAAUAAAAGAAAUGCUUGAUAGAAUGCCAAGAUGCUCAUACAUUAUUUAAAUGCACAUUAAAACAACAUAUGUGUACAACUGAGCAGGAUAAACAUUUUAUUUUAUUAAAAAAGCUAAGACUUUUUUCUGUUUACACCCUUAGAAAUGGUCUAUUGUAAUAUAACAUAGAAUAAACAGAGAAUGCAAGAUAAAAGUAAAAUUCAAUAAAAUAUAAAUGCACACAAUUUUCCCUUAUAAAUAACUCUUUAAUAGUUGUCUAAAUGUAAUUUGUAGUCUUACAGUGACUUAUUAUAAAAAUAUGAUAAUAUACUGGUAUGUCAUAUUGACACCUGGUGGUUCCUUGUGGUAAGACAAAAUAGCGACGUCCCCACAAGAAUAGAAAAACCUGACAAAAAUUCAUUUUUUUAAACUUCAGAAUUCUUGAUAAAAAAUUAUUGUUUUUAUGAUAGAAAAAUCCCCUGGACACAUAUGAGUUGAAAUUAUGGCUUAAUUGUAUUUAGAAAUUGCUGUCCCCAUAUGUAACCUUCUAGUCACAAGUCCCCAUGGGGCACAAAAACAAGUAUGUGUGUGUGUGUGUGUGUGUGUGUGUGUGUGUGUGUGUGUGUGUGUG
Molecule: messenger RNA, 3872 nt
Organism: Danio rerio (zebrafish)
Lineage: Eukaryota; Metazoa; Chordata; Actinopteri; Cypriniformes; Danionidae
Source: RefSeq, a predicted model, not a curated record